AUGUCAAUAGGGGAAGACGAUGGUGGUGAGCAGCAGCAGCAUCAAGAAGAAGAAGAGAAACAGCUCCCCCCACCAUCCCAGCCUUCCAACGAUACGGACCGGGAUGAUGUCGUCUCCGUAGAGAAAAAAGACAUGAAAGAGUCUCUUGUUGGAGAUGGUGGACCUCCAGCUGAGGAUCCUUCUCCGGUCGAAUCUCCGUCCUCACCGAUAGCACCUGAGGAGUUAGGCAAUACAGUGAGAGAGGCUCAUGCUGAGGUAUCCAAUACUAGUUCCACUGCAGCAGCAGAUGAAUCUCCCGAUACUGUAUCACCCUCCAAUACCAGUGGAAGAGCUCUGAUCGUUGAUAGUGAAGUCUAUGAGCUAAACUCGGCAGGUGUGGAUGGCUUACCCUCAGCCUUACGUCAGGCGAUCGAUAUGUAUCAGAACAUGCUGGCUGAAUAUCCCAGUGACACGAGGAAUGCUGGCCAUGCUCGUGCAGUGUUGAAUACCCUGUUCAGAGCUACAGGCCAACUUGGCCUGCAGGCCGGGAACGAUGUGGAUAUGGAUCAAUCCUCGUCUGCUCUGGUCUUGGCAUCUAUGCUACCAUUGGCUGGGGCUCCACCGUCUAUGGAGGAGCUGAAAUAUAACAGAGCUAUAACUGAUACAUUCCAUUUCUAUGCCCUCAAAAACGUCUAUAUACCACAUAAUCCUAUCGAGGGUGGAACCUUUGAUGUUAUAGAAGCAGCUAGACAUCAAUUAUCACUUGCUGGGAUGUGGAAGUUGUCAAAGGACCUUUCCUUCGUCCCUUAUUUGUUACGUUUGCUGCACCCUAAUAAGGCUAGCAAUGGACCUCGUCUGGCCGCUGCUGAUGGUCAGUGGCCUCUACAAUUAUUGAAGCCUCAGUCGAAGAGAGGUGAUGAUAAUGAUGAUGAUGGAAUGGAAGGACUAAAUGAGAAGGAACGACGUAUUAUGGAUAUGAUAGAUCGUAAUGAAGAUGCCAGAAUUAACCGUGCCCUCCAUCAUGGGUCUAACUAA
This is a messenger RNA of Perkinsus marinus ATCC 50983, 1014 nucleotides long. RefSeq lists its product as hypothetical. Bases 1 to 1014 code for a protein of 337 amino acids. NCBI's taxonomy places the organism in Eukaryota, Perkinsozoa, Perkinsida, Perkinsidae. The transcript has 10 exons. The record is from RefSeq and is a predicted model, not a curated record.